Molecule: messenger RNA, 1226 nt
Organism: Aegilops tauschii subsp. strangulata
Lineage: Eukaryota; Viridiplantae; Streptophyta; Magnoliopsida; Poales; Poaceae
Source: RefSeq, a predicted model, not a curated record
CGCGCGGGUGGGGUGGGCGUCGUGGGCGGUGGCAGCACAAACAAGCAAACCUUCCAAUUUACUCCUCCCCACCUUCCCAUCCUCCUCCUCCUCCUUCCCCCCUUCCCCAAAUCUCAAAAUUCCCGAUUCCCGUUCCGACCCUCCUGCGCCGUACCAAAGCUCACGAGCACACGCCACGUGAUUCCGAUCCUGCUAGAGGAAUCCCGAGGCUCGGCUUUGCCGGCAUGCGGCGGGGCGGCGGCGCUGCGACGGCCGUUGCGGCUGCGGCGGAGGCGGAGCGGGACGCGGGAGCACGGUUCCGCGGCGUGCGGAAGCGUCCGUGGGGCCGGUACGCGGCGGAGAUCCGCGACCCGGCCAAGAAGGCGCGGGUAUGGCUCGGCACCUUCGACUCCGCCGAGGACGCCGCCCGCGCCUACGACGCCGCCGCGCGCAUGCUGCGCGGGCCCAAGGCCAAGACCAACUUCCCCCUCUCCCUUCCCCAUCACCACCAACUACAGGCCAGCUACUCGCCCUACCCCGUCGCCGCCGCCGCCGCUGUCCCGACGUCGGUCGCCGCGGCGGCGGCCAGGCCAGCCUGCAGCAGCCUGAGCUCCACCGUCGAGUCCUUCGGCGGCCCGCGGGCGCGGCCGGUGCUCCCACCGCGGCCUCCGCCGCCGCCGAUCCUCGACGGUGACUGCCAUAGCGACUGCGGGUCCUCGGCCUCGGUGGUGGACGACGAUUGCGCGGACGCCGCCGCCUCGCCGUCCUGCGGUCUCCUGCUCCCGUUCGACCUCAACCUGCCCCCGGAGUUUGGCGGCGUUGCAUGUAACGACGACGACGAGCUGAAGCUGACGGCGCUGCGGCUCUGAAGUCAGAACCACCGGCUGGUGGUUAGAGAAAAAGGAUAAGGAGAAAAAUAUUUGGUUCUUCCCUUCUCUCCAUAGCCAGCACGAUCCACCUCCACGCUGCUGUUGCUGUUGCUGUUUACAUGAUCUGAUGAUGAUUAAUAUGGCCUGAUCUACGAAUCGGCCUGCUUGUUGCCGCUGGUAGCGGUGAUUAUUGCCGACUACCGCCGGCAGCUCGCUGUGGUUGUUGUAAUAUAGCAACGUUUUACUUGCUUCCUCUUGUGAGGAAGUAGACACCUAAAGUAACUUAUUUUCUUUUUAGCCACAUGUGUUACUGUUACUCAUUUAGGCUCAUUUGUUUCGAAUUGAGAACAAUGGAAAACAAAGUUUUGUUUAUGAGAA